This is a messenger RNA of Zychaea mexicana, 456 nucleotides long. RefSeq lists its product as uncharacterized. The record is from RefSeq and is a predicted model, not a curated record. Gene Ontology annotation, biological process: regulation of transcription by RNA polymerase II. The transcript has 5 exons. The coding region runs from base 1 to 456 and encodes 151 amino acids. Gene Ontology annotation, cellular component: nucleus. NCBI's taxonomy places the organism in Eukaryota, Fungi, Mucoromycota, Mucoromycetes, Mucorales, Lichtheimiaceae.
AUGUCCUCCACUCCAUCAACCCCAGCAUCAACUCCACCUUCUGUCGAUUUCAGAAAUGCAACCAUCGAAAAUCAUUGGAACGAUCCGCCACAUACGAUCUUUAAAAAAGCCAGUGGCGAGCAACUAGAUAAAGAAAGCUCACAGGACGAGAUAGCCGAGGCUUUGACGACUGUGUUAAAUCACUGUCAACCAGUCUUUACGUCAGGACCUAAUAAACGAGUGUAUGCGGAUACGGCGCAACGGAUUAAUGGUAUGCUUAAAGAGAUAGAAAAUGAUGAAAUUUUUCCGCACGUAAUGCAAUCACUUGCCGGUUUAAGCAAAGCUUUGGAAACAAAGGAUUGGGAAACAGCAAAGGAGAUCCACACCAAGCUUAUGACGACGGAGUAUGAGAAGCAUGGUGGAUGGCUCCUUGGCCUUAAACGACUGAUCGACUUAUACAACAAAGCAAGUUCUUAG